CAUUUAGUAUUCCAUUUCAAUUGAAACAGCUGUUUCAAUUUCAACAUCUAAAUUGACAUUCAACCGUUCGUGUUCUAAAGCAUUCUAAACGAACGAAUGCUCAUACUCGAUACAGACAGAUGUGCUCCAAUAUUUUUAGUACGCAGACGAAUCGGUCUUGACAGAAAACGAAAAGAAAAGAAGAAGAAGAAGAAGAAAUGAGCAAGAAUAAAAAGAACAAAACGCACAAAGAGUGAAAAAGUAAAUAAUAUAAAAGAGCAUUUGUAGCCUUUUUUCUGUUUCCACAUAUUUUAUUUCAUUCGAAUGUAAAUUCUGUGGUAAAUUGGUAACGCCAAUUGGUUCAUUUGUGUGCAUUGCGUUCAAAUAAUGAUAAAAUAACUGAAUUUCUCUAUACAUUGUAAUCGAAAUAGUUGUUAGUUUCGGUGGUGCACAUCUGUUCGUAUAUAUAUAAAGAGUUCGUUCGAAUUAUUCGGUCGUCAUGAAUAUUCCAACAAAUGGAAUCUAUUCAUUCAAAUUCGAUUUGCAAGAUUUGUGUCGCAUAUGCGGAACAACUAGUAACGAUUUAAAUUCGAUGUUUGAUGACGACAGUGGCAGUGCAUACGAUUUUGCUUCCAAAAUUAAUGAAUAUCUACCAAUAACAGUUCGAAAAUCCGAUUAUCUACCACAGAGAAUAUGUUCGAUGUGUGCAUCAACAUUGCUCUCAUUCCACCAAUUGUACAUCAUAUGUCAAAGUAACAACACAAGAUUUCUGCAAUCGCUUGAGGGUGAGGCGUAUGAACAUCAUGUUGUCAAAAGUCAAGUUGUCGGCGACACAAGUGAAUUGCUUGAGUUGCAAAGUUCAUUUUCGCGCGAAAUCGAAAAUGAAAUCCUUAAUAUGCAUGAAUCGAAAGAAAUCAACGAAGCGGAAAGUGAAAUAGCGGCAAAUGCAGCUGUAAAAGAACUUGAACGAAUCGGAUCGGCCGAAAAUAUUAGUUUGGUCGACGAUGCCGCUGAUGUUUUGCAUUCGAUGAAUGAUGAGAAAGAUGGAACAUUAAAUCAAAAAAAGUCCGGUGGAAACAACGAUAAGGACGAUGAUUUAGAAGGGGAUUUGCAAGAUGCUGAAAUUCGCAACAAUACUAGGAAUAAAUUGAAAAAGGUUCGUAAACAGAAAAACGAUGAAAAGCCUAAAUCUAAUACAAAGACUGCAAAGGUAGCGAAGUCGCCGAAAAAGAAUGUUAAAAACCUGAAAGCUGAAAUUUUGAAGGAAAAUAUUACUCGAUCAAAGAGCAACAAAACCGAAAAAACCCCGGUGUCUGUGGUGGAUAAGGACAUAAAAGAAAAUAACUUUGUGGAAAAUAAGAACCAAAUAUCACUAAAAACACCGUGUGAUUAUUGUUCAUUGGAGUUCACCACAAAAGCGUUGCUGGUCGAACAUGUGAAAGACUCGCACAACGAUCUCAUUUUCCAUUGUGAAAUGUGUGAUGACUAUGUCGCCAGGGUCGAUUUGAUAAGCCAUAUGCUUAAUCAUGCUAUUGGAAUUAAUUCGAAUAGCACGACAAAGGAACAAGCCGCUGAAGCAGAGGAUAAAAGCCAUCUCCAAGAGUCACCAGAGAAAAGAACACCAGAAGAUGUUAGUAAAAAUUCACCGGCCAAAACUAUUGUUAAAGCGGAGAAGCGCCACGAAGUGAUUAAUGGAAAUCACAAGGCUCCAGUGCCGAAGAGCCGAGCACAAAAUUAUUGUUCUGAGUGCGAUAAAACAUUUGCCGAUUCUGGUGGCUUUAAGUACCACAUUAAUUCAUUCCACAAAAAGAUUAAGAAGUACGAGUGUGACAUAUGCGGUAAUCACUUUUCGUGCAAACGAGUCAUCACCAACCAUUUGCGUGGCGUUCACAUGAAAGAACGGAUUUUUGAAUGUAAUCAGUGUGCAAAGAAAUUUUCAACUGAUUCAGCGCUGUAUAUGCAUAAGAAAAUUCAUGAAAAUGUGUUCAAAUGUGUGUGUGAGGUGUGUGAUCGAAAAUUUAGAUCAAUGUCAAAGCUUAAAAUUCAUAUCACCUCGCAUACCAAAGAAAAGAAUUAUUUCUGUGAGAUUUGCCAACGAGGAUUUGCUGUGCGAAACAACCUCACCAAACACAUGUUAACGCAUUCGAAAUUGUUCAAUUUCAAAUGUGACAAAUGCAGCUAUGUUGCAAACCAACGACGAUAUCUUGCCGAACACACUAAACGGUCGCACAAAACAUAAUACGUUACACACCAUAUAAAUCAUAAGACUUUUUACAAGCCAUAUUCCACUCUAAAUUAGUUCGUCUCCCGAUAAAUCCAAAUUCUUUCCACUGAGAUAAUUCGCGAUACAUUUUAUUGAAUAUUGAAUUGUUAUAAUCAUCAAAAUAACGACUGUCUUCAUUGAUUUGAAUCUCUGAAGUUGGAAACGUGUACUGAAUCUACAAUUCGAUAUUUUCACGUAAUAUCUAUAAAAAGAAAUAAUUACAGCCGGUGUAAUUGCGUAGCAAGUAUGUACUUUCUCUGGAAAUCAUCUCUCAGUGAAUGAUGAUUUUGAAAGCGCCAAUCAAAUAGAUCUCCAAAUCGAUGUAUUUUAUAAGAAGAUAUUAACAAAGCAAUUGUUAAUUUAAAUUAAGUACGAAAACAUCACUAACCCAUAAUUAACGACUCUUUUCUUUCCCUUUUGGGAAAUUCAUCGAUGCAUCAUUUUAGCAAGUAGGUUAUUUGUACCUUAGAACAUCAUCCAGUGAAUUCAUUAUUUGUUUUCAGUAGCCGUAAGUAGAAACUUCUGUUCAUGUUCUAGUUAAGUUAGUUCAAUUGAACUGUAUUUCGUUAAAUUAUUGCUAUCUUAAGUUAAGUUAUAAGAUUAAUGUCUUAUUUAUCACCCAGUUGUAUUCAUAUUCAUUUGAAUGACAAUGAAAAUGUGUUUAUUGUUUUGUUAUUGUAUGUAUGUAUCUCAAAAUAAAAAAUAUUGUCUAAUGCAGUAUGAGCAGGUGAAAUAUUUCCUUCUUGAACCGCCCAUUCAAAUAAA
Molecule: messenger RNA, 3007 nt
Organism: Sitodiplosis mosellana (orange wheat blossom midge)
Lineage: Eukaryota; Metazoa; Arthropoda; Insecta; Diptera; Cecidomyiidae
Product: zinc finger protein 62 homolog
Exons: 3
Coding region: 479-2218 (579 amino acids)
Biological process (GO): regulation of transcription by RNA polymerase II
Cellular component (GO): nucleus
Molecular function (GO): zinc ion binding; RNA polymerase II transcription regulatory region sequence-specific DNA binding; DNA-binding transcription factor activity, RNA polymerase II-specific
Source: RefSeq, a predicted model, not a curated record